AUGUGCCAUCUCCGAUGGUUGAUGGUAUCAUUUCUUCUCGAUUUGCUCAGUAUGUAUGGAAGCUGCGAGCAAUUUUUGAACUGUGCAAAUGAUACGAAGAUUAUUGAUAAUCUCUUAAAGGAUUCAUAUAAUAAACAUUACCUCCCUAACCAUCCAGUACAUGUUCGCGUCGACAUGUGGGUGCAGGAGGUAACUGCAGUAUCUGAAUUAACGCAGGAUUUUGAAAUUGAUUUGUACAUAAAUGAAUUCUGGGAAGAUCCAGCUCUCAUAUUUGAUUUUAUGAAUCCUUGUAAAGAAAAUAUAUCAUUUGAUGAUAAAGUUCUUCAAAAGUUAUGGAUUCCUAAUACUUGUUUCAUCAAUUCUAAAACUGCCGCUAUACAUGAAUCGCCUUUCAGGAAUGUUUUUCUUAUGGUUUUCUCGAACGGUACAUUAUGGACAAAUUAUCGUAUGAAACUUACUGGUCCAUGUGAUAUGAAUCUGAAACGGUUCCCCUUCGACAAACAAAAAUGCUUCCUCACAUUCGAAUCGUUCAACUAUAAUACUGGCGAAGUGAGAAUGUCGUGGAAUCAGCCUUAUCCAGUGAUGUUGCUCAAAAACAUAGAAUUGCCCGAUUUUAAGCUGGCCAAUUUUAGUGUUAUUGCAGUUGAACAGAUGUAUCCAGCAGGAUGGUGGGAUGAACUUACGGUUGCCUUUGUAUUCAAGCGAAGAUAUGGUUGGUAUAUUCUACAGGGUUAUAUUCCUACAUAUGUUACUAUAUUCAUUUCGUGGAUAUCAUUUUAUCUAGGAUCUAGGCUAGUUUCCUUAGUAUUUUGCGAAGAAUUGAAACAAAUUUUUGUGACUAUUUUCACUAUUUAUAUUUAUUAUUUAAUUAUUAAAAUUAUUUUCAGAGCAAUUCCUGCUCGCACAAUGCUUGGAGUGAAUUCAUUAUUGGCGAUGACUUUCCAGUUCGGUAAUAUUAUACGCAAUUUGCCGAGAGUAUCUUAUGUUAAAGCUAUAGAUGUUUGGAUGCUUAGUGGGAUGAUGUUCAUAUUUUUAUCACUUCUAGAACUAGCUGUAGUUGGCUUCAUGUCAAGAAACGAAGGUGCACCACGACGAGUCGCACCUAGGAAACGCAGCUUUGAAAUGGAAGAGAUUGCGUGGAAAGAAAUGCCAAGCCCUAGGCUUGGAUUGCGACAGGUACUCUAUUUUUAUUUGCAAUAUUUGAUGAGUACAUAA
Messenger RNA from Dracunculus medinensis (Guinea worm), 1215 nucleotides. The record is from the annotation of a GenBank genome assembly. NCBI's taxonomy places the organism in Eukaryota, Metazoa, Nematoda, Chromadorea, Rhabditida, Dracunculidae.